AUGCCCGCCAGCAAACUCUCCGCGGCCAGCGGCAAGGCCGCCGCCGCCGCUUCUGCUCCAGCCUCACCCACCAGCUCGCCCCAUCAAGCGCUCCUGCUACAGCAGCCCAUCACGCCUGCGCCCCGGCGCUCUCACUCCAUCGCCGCCACUACAACCACUACCCCGCUCAACCAAGUCGCCCGCUCCCAGCCUGGCACUGUUCCCCCCUCUACGCCUCCAUCGCAGGUCGCCCCACCCCGCCCCGCUACUCCGCCCUCCGCCGGCCGCUACGAGGUCGCUGCCGAGCUGCCUCGCAGCGCCUCGCCCAGUGGUAGCGUCUUUGACUCACCUCGGCAUGAUGAAGGUGAAGAGAAAGCGGAGAGGGAGGAGAUGGAAGAAGAAGAAGAGGCCGCGGAGCCGCGUCACCCGCUUGCGCCGCUGCCACUGCCGCUGCGCUUCGGUGCCCCUUCGUCGCCGAUACAGCCGUCAUCGUCGCCACCGGCUUCGCCAACCCAGCAGCAGCAACAGCAGCAGCAGCAGCCAACCCCCUCACAGCGCGCAACGUCGUCAGCGUCCUCGCCAAUGCAGCGAUCAACGUCCUUCCAGUUCUCUCGGACCACGUCGGCGUCAUCGCCGCCGCCAGCAUCACCGGACCGCUCCAUGUCGAUGUCGUCGCUGGUAGAGUGGUCCAGCGGGCGCGGCCGUGAGCGCCAGCUUGGCCGUCGCCGCAGCUCCGCUGCCCACGCGCCGUUCGAUGUCUUUGAGGACCCGGAGCCGCCGCGCUCGCCGUCGCCCGCGACGCGCCGUAGACGUGCGGGCUGGGAGAUGUAUAUGGAGCCGGCGUCGGAUAAGGAGAAUACCUCGCCGCCGAAUGGGUUGGACGCUGAUGGUGAUGAUGAUUUGUUUGCGUGA
Molecule: messenger RNA, 891 nt
Organism: Aplosporella prunicola CBS 121167
Lineage: Eukaryota; Fungi; Ascomycota; Dothideomycetes; Botryosphaeriales; Aplosporellaceae
Exons: 1
Coding region: 1-891 (296 amino acids)
Source: RefSeq, a predicted model, not a curated record